AUGUUCAAUAACAGGCACUGGGUAUUCCAACAAGAUUCGGCGCCAGCUCAUGGAGCGAAGAGCACACAAGACUGGCUGGCGGCGCGUGAAAUCGACUUCAUCCGGCACGAAAACUGGCCCUCCUCCAGUCCAGAAUUGAAUCCGCACUGGGUAUUCCAACAAGAUUCGGCGCCAGCUCAUGGAGCGAAGAGCACACAAGACUGGCUGGCGGCGCGUGAAAUCGACUUCAUCCGGCACGAAAACUGGCCCUCCUCCAGUCCAGAAUUGAAUCCGUUAGAUUACAAGAUAUGGCAACACUUGGAGGAAAAGGCGUGCUCAAAGCCUCAUCCCAAUUUGGAGUCACUCAAGACAUCCUUGAUUAAGGCAGCCGCCGAUAUUGACAUGGACCUCGUCUUCGCAUGUUUGGCAUUAGACUUCCUUUUAGUAGGACUAGGAAUGUCUAUAAGCUUUGUCACCGUGGUCCUACCAGAAGUGAUGGAUGCCAAAGAGGGGCUUUCCAUCAACAAGGAGCAAGCGUCGUGGUUUGCUAGUAUGGCAUUUCUCUGUCAACCUAUUGGCAGCAUAUUUUCGGGCCCGUUAUUAGAUUACUUCGGGCGAAGGAAGGCUCUGUUCCUAGUGAACAUACCGCACGUUAUCGCAUGGCUACUGAUGUACUACGCAUGGAACGUGCAAUCGCUGUUCAUAGGCAAUGCGCUUUUGGGUAUUGGCAUAGGAAUAAUGGAAUCACCUUCUGUUACAUACAUCGGAGAAGUAACAGAUCCUUCCCUUCGUGGGUUCUUGACUACCCUGACGAAUGGUUUUACAUCUGCGGGCAUGUUUGUUGUGUACUUGCUUGGCACGGUACUUCCAUGGAGACAAGCAGCACUUGUGUCCCUUAGUGUACCUCUAGCAACUAUGGCGUUGGUACUUUUGGUUCCUGAAACUCCGAUCUGGUUGCUAUCCAAAGGUCUCCAAGAAGAAGCGUUAAGGUCGCUAUGUCGACUCAGGGGAUGGACUAAGCCAGAACAUGUUAAGGAGGAGUUCGAGCAACUGCUUCAAUAUCACGAUGUUAUUAAGCAAUGUGUUAUCUGUGCAAAAGAAGGCAGAAGUGAAACAGACCAUUGCAAACAUUCAAAUUAUAACAUCAUUAAGAGGAUUAUAUUUAAGAUCAAACAUAUAUUACUUGUAAAGGAGACAUUGAGGCCAUUCGCACUGGUUAUGGCCUACUUUUUCUUCCAUACUUUUAGUGGUUUACAUCCUGUUCGACCGAAUAUGGUCAACUUCUGUAAAGCGUUGGGGAUGAAGUAUGAUUCUAAAACCAUUGUGGUAGUCGUGGGAGCUGUAUUCAUAGUUAUGAAUAUAACCGCAGCUAUAAUAGUAAAAAUGACGGGGAAAAGAAAACUGGUCAUUGGUUCCCUUUUAGCAACAGCUUUUUGCAGCCUUGGUAUUAGCGUCUACGCAAGCAGCAAAAUACCUGCAUCCGUCUUCUCUUACGAAGCUGACACGUUUCCCGAAGCGAAAGAGACUUUACCAAUUAUACUUUUUAUGGCAUUGGUGUGCUUUACGAGCUUAGGAAUCCCAUGGGCUUUAGUAACCGAAGUUUUUCCUUUUAGGAGUCGAGGUACUGCAACAGGACUCGCUGCAGCUUUAAAUUACUUCAUAUUUUUCUUAGCAACAAAGACGAAUUAUAAUUUAGAAGCAACUAUCCACAUAAGCGGUACAUUUGCAAUCUACUCAGCUCUUACGUUCAUUGGAACUGUGUACAUGUAUUUUUUCUUGCCAGAAACUGAAAAGAAGACUUUAGCCCAAAUUGAAGAUUACUAUAAAGGAAAUAGAAAAAUAUUUGCUGAUGAUUUUCUUAUCAAUGCUUUCAGAAAAGAAAAAGGUGUCAAUCUAGAGGCAAAUAAACCUAUGCUAGUUAGUUAG
Messenger RNA from Parnassius mnemosyne (clouded apollo), 1905 nucleotides. The record is from the annotation of a GenBank genome assembly. NCBI's taxonomy places the organism in Eukaryota, Metazoa, Arthropoda, Insecta, Lepidoptera, Papilionidae.